This is a messenger RNA of Cygnus olor (mute swan), 1976 nucleotides long. It is a transcript of the gene MKNK1, whose product is annotated as MAPK interacting serine/threonine kinase 1. Gene Ontology annotation, biological process: intracellular signal transduction; peptidyl-serine phosphorylation; protein autophosphorylation. Gene Ontology annotation, cellular component: nucleus; cytoplasm. The transcript has 16 exons. The record is from RefSeq and is a predicted model, not a curated record. Bases 689 to 1966 code for a protein of 425 amino acids. Gene Ontology annotation, molecular function: calmodulin binding; calcium-dependent protein serine/threonine kinase activity; ATP binding. Lineage: Eukaryota; Metazoa; Chordata; Aves; Anseriformes; Anatidae.
GGCGCCCUCCUGCCACCAUGAGGACACACUCAAGCGCACACCCUCCCUCAGAAACCACCUCAAGCCUCAAAUUGGCCGGCAGCAGCCUGCAUCCCCCCUCCUCUAGCUCUGAGGGGCACAACCCCCGCGGGCUAGCGCUGCGCCUGCGCCCGGCCCCUUCCCCUCAGCGGGCGGGCCGGCGGCGCAGCGCCGCCCCCGGCGCGGGAGGCUGCCGGCCGCCAUGGAGAGUAGUGCUCCACGGUUUGCUUGGAAAGUCUGGCAUAUGCUCGGGUAACUUUGAAGGUGUACAGUUUGGCUUCUUUUCAAAACAAAGCUGCUCUCCAUGCCUUCCAGAUGCUGGAUGGAAGCAAGACAAAAUACACCAGUGGAGCUGAACCUCUUCCACUGCAGUCCCAAAGCUGUUAUAGUUCUCCAAAGCUAUAACAGCAAGAAAUAAUAAACACCGCAGAUCCCUCCGUUGUUUUUGCAAGACUAACAAGGGGGUCUGUUCUUCAGCCGAAAUGUCUGGAGCACUGCAAAUAAUGCUGUUUUGCAUUCUCUACAGAACAGCCCGGCUCAAGCAAGACCCAGUUCUGAAGCAGGUGGUAGUGCUUGGACUCUCUGCUUAAGCUGCUUCCUCUCUUUGAAUUCAAACGCACAAACAAGAUUAGAAUGAGAGAGGAGUGACUUUUGGACAGUGGAUUUUGGCAUGUUUGUGUAUGGAGUUUUCGGAAGCAAGAUGAAAGAGAUGGUCAGCAGUCAGCCUCUUCCCAUAGCAGACAGUGGGAAAAGAAAAAAGAAAAAAAGAACCCGAGCCACAGAUCAUGUCCCUGGGAAAUUUGAAGAUUUGUACAAGCUGACUGCUGAGCUUCUUGGUGAGGGAGCAUAUGCAAAAGUUCAGGGUGCUGUCAGCCUCCAAACUGGGAAAGAAUAUGCAGUAAAAAUCAUUGAAAAAAAUGCUGGCCACAGUCGGAGUCGGGUUUUUCGUGAAAUAGAAACACUGUACCAGUGCCAGGGUAACAAGAACAUCUUGGAAUUAAUAGAAUUCUUUGAAGAUGACGCAAGAUACUACCUUGUCUUUGAGAAGCUGCGAGGAGGCUCAAUCCUGGCCCAUAUCCAAAAGCGGAAGCACUUCAAUGAACGAGAAGCUAGCAAAGUAGUGCGAGAUAUUGCCUCAGCUCUAGAUUUUCUUCAUACAAAAGGUAUUGCUCACAGGGAUCUGAAGCCUGAAAACAUCCUGUGCGAAUCUCCAGAAAAGGUAUCACCAGUAAAAAUAUGUGACUUUGAUCUUGGUAGUGGAGUGAAGCUGAAUAGUGCAUGUACUCCAAUCACUACUCCAGAAUUAACAACGCCGUGUGGAUCGGCAGAAUACAUGGCACCCGAAGUGGUUGAAGUCUUCACGGAGGAGGCCACGUUCUAUGACAAGCGGUGUGAUCUUUGGAGCCUGGGAGUGAUUCUGUACAUCAUGCUGAGUGGUUACCCGCCUUUUGUGGGCAACUGUGGCACAGACUGUGGCUGGGACAGAGGAGAAGUCUGCAGAGUUUGCCAGAACAAGCUUUUUGAGAGCAUUCAGGAAGGCAAGUAUGAAUUUCCUGACAAGGACUGGUCACAUAUAUCCUCCGAGGCCAAAGAUCUCAUCUCAAAGUUGUUGGUUCGUGAUGCCAAAGAGCGACUUAGUGCUGCUCAAGUUCUGCAGCAUUCAUGGGUUCAAGGAGAGGCUCCUGAAAGGGGAUUACCUACCCCUCAAGUUCUUCAAAGGAACAGUAGCACAAAAGACCUGACGCUUUUUGCUGCUGAGGCUAUAGCCCUUAACCGCCAGUUGUCUCAACACGAGAACGAGCUCAGCGCAGAGCAGGAGAGCGUUGCCCAUGCUGUGUGCUCCAUGAAGCUUUCUCCUCCGUCCAAAUCCCGCCUCGCCAAGCGCAGAGCAAUGACGCAUGCCACCAAAAACAGUGACUUUCAGCCAGUUCCCCAUAAAGGCUUUUAAACUUCUUUCC